Molecule: messenger RNA, 5909 nt
Organism: Ctenocephalides felis (cat flea)
Lineage: Eukaryota; Metazoa; Arthropoda; Insecta; Siphonaptera; Pulicidae
Exons: 34
Coding region: 96-5909 (1937 amino acids)
Biological process (GO): ciliary basal body organization; centriole-centriole cohesion; centriole replication
Cellular component (GO): centrosome; ciliary basal body; centriole
Source: RefSeq, a predicted model, not a curated record
CGGAUAUUAGAAUAAAUUCGAUCAACAUUUAAUCGCUUUUCCUUAAAAAAUUAUGUUUUAAAUUAUGUUAAUUACAAAAUUUAUCAAUCACCAUCAUGGAAUGCCCAUUGACUCUUGAUAUUGUCAACAAAUUAGACCACCCUCUUCCAGAUGUUCGUUUGCGAUGGCUUUUGUACAUAUUAAAAGCAAUAAAACAUUCGAAUUUCAAAAAUCAUGUUAUUGCUUUUAGCAUAACAUUAAAAUUAUCAGAAUGGAUAAAAAAAUACCCACAAAUUGAAGAAAAAAAUGUAUUGCAAUCAAUUUUGGAUUUAGUCAAACGUUUUAAGGUGCAUUUUUCAAUAGACAACUUAAACAAAUUAAUUAAUUCAGUGUCUUGCGGUAGAAAGCGUGUUUUACCGGAACAUCAAUUUCUUACAAAUCUCAUAGAAGAAGAGUUAUCGGAAUUUUGUUUAGGAAGUGCUUGCAAGUCUAAUAUUUCUGAUAGCAAUGAAGUGGAAUCUAUUAAAGUGUCAUCCAACGAUUUUUCCGAAUAUUCCUUUGAAUUUUCUACUAUUCCACAAUAUCAAAUUGAUUUGAAAGAUGUGUACAAAAUUGAAGAAGUGGCUAAACUGAUACAAAAUGGAUAUGUUGCCCAGGGAUGCACGAGGUUUAUUUAUGACUUGAUGUUGAACUAUCCGCCUGAAGUAUUUCUGCAUUGUCCAACCAUUUUAGAAAACUUGCUAAUAGUGUUGGAAUGUGAUAAAGAAUCAAUAAAAUUUGGAGCAAUAAACUGUUUAAAUACAUUUAUAUUAAGGUUAAUUCAACGAUCAAAAAAUAAUUUUACUAUUAUAGAAUGUGUUAGAAAUCAAAACCAUGAUGAAUCAGUAUCACAAAUGGAAAUGUUAACAGCUGAUCAAUUUUGCAUAAAAGUUUUGAAACCAGUUUUAAGAUAUUUUAAGGAUGGAGAAUAUAAGAAUUGUCCAGAGUAUAUUUCAUAUGCAUUUCAAGAAAUCUGUAUUAACUUGAUAGUAUUAUUGAAAAAUGUUUCCAUACCAUUAGUCAACGCAGAUGAAAUAGCGGAAGGAAUAGCUACAGUCAUUAGUAUAUUUAGGCAUUGCAGAAAUUCUGUUUUGCGAAAUUUAUUGUACUUCCAAUUCCUAUUGGUUGCUUGUGAUUUUUGUAAAAAUUUCAAUAACUCAUUGUUGUUGAGUGAACUAGAAGAAUGUAUUAUGGAUCCUGUUUUAGAACAUUUACAUGGUGAUGUUCAUGCAAGACUUAUUUCAGUAGCUUCUAAAAUGAACUCACCAAUUUUGAAUACUUAUGAAAACGUAAAAGGCAUUUGUCAAUUGUUGGAUUCUGCUAUGGAUGUGAUCAAACACAGAAAAAGUUCGAAUACUGAAAAUUUAGACUCUUGCAUGAUUGCUUUGCCUGCUGUUGAAAUACUGAAUUCAUUUACAUUAAUUGAGUCAAUUAUCCAGAAUUGUUCAAAAAUUCUCAAUUACAAAAAGAAUGAACUUCUGAACGAGGCUACUAGCAUAAUUUUAAAAUUAUUAUCAUUCAAUGAUGAAAAAGUUAAGCUUUGGGUUUACACUUGCAUUAAUAAGCAAAUGAAACAAUUCCUAGGUGUGCAUAAAUCAGCUUUCACUAGCUUACGCACAACAUUAGAUAUAGCUACAGGAAUUCCCAUAAAUUCAGAAAUUAUUAUUGAAAUUGCUUGUAGAGGAAUUCAGCAUCAAAAUAGGGAGAUAUCAUCUCUUGCCAGUAAUAUAUUAAUCAUGUUGUUAAAGAGCAAUAUGACUACAAAUCAACGUCACUGGGCAUACAUUGUAGAACAUUUGGUACCAGCAUUGCCGAUCAUUCAAUGCAUCACCAAUAAAGACACUGUGCUAGGUCAAAAUUUAUAUGAAUUAGUAAAUCCAGAUGUUGCAAGUAAAGUUAAUUUGAGAUUUGGUGAUAUUCUUAAAAGCAAUAUCAGAUUAUUAUUUUCCAAAGACCCAGAGGUUCGCCAAGAAUCUAUUUCAAGGCUAUUGUAUUUGUUGGAUAAGAGAACAGACUCAGCAGGAUUAUUACCCAAGUGUUCCAUAAUAGCAGGAACUUUACAUUCAAAUCUUUGCAUCCAUACUGAUAACCAAGUUAGAAUCGGUGUGAGAUCUAAGGAACCACUAAAUUUUCACUCAGUAUCUGCUAUAAACCCUUUACUCGAAAUAAUAUCAAAUGAACAUUCAGAUCCAUGUAUUUUAAAAUCAUCAGUAUUACAAUUGUCAAUCAUUCUUGAUGAUUGUUAUUUACAUGGAGUAUUUUCGACAAUUGAAGAUAUUCAAAUGAUAUUGAAUUUAUUUCCGAAGAUGCUAGCACUUGAUGGUUUUAAAGACUAUUCUCAUACUUUAAUUGCUGUGGUUAAUAUUUUACGCAAGCUUUGCUCAUACAAUAAAGUUUUAAGAAGUCAUUUGUCUCAGUGCGAUGAUGUAUUAACAUAUAUUCUUAGAGCGCUUUUUCUUCUAUAUGAGAAUCCGCAGCUUCGAUUGGAUUGUUCACAAUUAUUGUUUUUGAUAUGUUGGUCUACUUGGUUGAUAAAUGAUUCACAUGGCUUAUCAGGAAAUUUUAUAUUAGAAAAUAUGCAUCUUCCUUGUAGUAUAUCAUAUCAUGAUCGAGAGAGCCCUCAUGCACUCCCUUCACUGAAAGACAAAAUGUUGGAUACUGAUUCUGUCAACAUGUUCAUAAAAUACUUUGUGCAUUUGAGAUGGUUCAAUAACAAAACCCAAAUUUCGGAAAACGAACUUGCAAGUUUUCGUGCUGAUAUUAAUGGGGAAUUAUUGCUGAAUGAACAAGAACUGGCCUACCUCACAUCAUCAGGUUGUUCGAAUAUGUGGAUGCAUUACUUAGAUGUAAUCAAACAUGCGAGGUCUCAUAAAGAAGUGAAAAAUGCUCUUCAUGGUUUUUCAAGCAUAUCUAACUUGCAAUACCCAGAAGAACCUCAAAUUCAGCAAAUAACUGUGUAUUUAGAAAAGUUUUUGCACAUUUUACCAGCCAGUAAGUCAGAUAAGCAAUUGUUUAUUAGUAUAUUGAAUUUUAUAAAGAAAACAGCAAAGCAUGAUGAAGCUGGGGGUCGUGUAUUGCUCAUUUGGGCAGUAAGAACAGUUCGUGAUAACUCAGGACCAAUAAUUAGUAUGAUAAGGAACUAUAAAAAUUUGGAAAAUGUCGAAGACAACUUAUAUGUGGAGGUAUUAAUAACAAUUAGUUUCCUUUAUAAAGAAUUUUCUAAGCUAGCAGAUUCAGAACUAGACGUAUCAUUGUCAACAAAAUCUGAAUAUAAUAACGAAUUAGAUUUAAAACUUAUUCAAAUAUUUAAUGAAAAGGAAAUUCUUACAAACUCAACAGUAAAUUGUUCAAGAUUACUCCUUUGCAUAUGCUAUAUUGACUUGGUGUGCAUAAAAGAUUUGCAUAUUACUGUGUUAAUAAAAAAAAUUAUAAGCUGGUUAUGGUUAUUAAAUGAUGAUCGAAUUCGUAAAUCAAAACAAAUUGGUAACAAUGAUAACUGCAUAGAAUCAAUGAAUGGAGAUUUAAAUAAAAAUCAAUGUUUCACUAGUGUUUCUAUAAUCAUGAUGCGAUCACUAGUAACUACAUUAUGUAAUGCAAUUCGAUAUAUGAAGAUAAAUUCUAAACAAUCAAAAUCUGUUUGGUUUGAAGAGUUUGAUAAAUCUGUGACUUUGCUAAGUUCUCUUUGUACAUCACCUGAUAUAUUUGUGAGAUCAUGUUCAUAUCAAAUACUGUCUGGUUUAUUAUAUACAGGAGAAGGCUCGCUAUUUAUCAUGAAAAAGUUUACAUUUCACUUUGGAACAUUUUGGUUUACUUGUCUCAAUACUUUAGUGGAUAACAAUGAACCCAUAUUAAGUAGAUAUCAAAGUGGAUGCUGUAUUGUUAAUUUGUCAAGUCACAUUGGAAUUGAUAUUAAAGAAACUCUUUUAGCGUUUGCUACAGAACAUUUAUUAGAUAUAAAUAAUAAGUAUGAUAUAAUAAAACACUUGCUUGAUAUUACCGAGUUUUCAAAGUGUGUUUAUGAAUUAAUGUCAUCCUUAUAUGUUGGAUCAUCAGAUUCUUCUUAUGUAUGUAGAGAAGAUUAUGAAAAAACAAGAAAUGACAUUUAUGAGGAAUGGGGAGCUGUAAUGCCUGAUUUAAUUAGAGUAUUUGUUUUAUUUAUGCAUAAUUUAACUUUUAUAUCACCCAAUAUUGUAGAUUAUUUAUUUGAAAGAAAAGUUCUGAGCAAUUUAUUAAGAUGUGUGCGUGUUGAAGUAUCAGCAAUGGAUGUAUCUGUUGAAAAAUUGAUUACAGCUAUCUGCAAUAUGUUCAGCUGUAUGAUCACUCUGAACAAAAACAUUGGCACAAGUUUGGUGAUGGAUCCUGGAUCCAUGUACUGUUUAACAGCUAUGUUGGAUACUUCUAAUGGUUUUAAACAUAAGUUGUACUGUGGAAUAUACCAUUUGUUUUCUCAGUUGGCAAAAUUUCAGGCUGGCUUCGAUGCUAUAAUACUUGCAAUUCAACAAUGUGAUGAAAACAGCUUUCUCAAAACAUUAUGUUUCUCUCUGUCACAGAGUGAUAAUGAAGAUCUCAAAAUAUGCAGUUUUGUUUUCAUGGUUAAUAUACUUCAAACCAGAAUAGACGGCAAAGAUUUUUACCACAUUUUGGACAAUGCUGAGUUUAAAGAUGAAAAUAGAGUAUGCACGUACCGAGUUAGGAUUAUUGAAGUAAUGAUUGAAAUAAUAAAACGUCAAUUCUUAGUGAAUGAAACUGUUGACAAGAAAAAUUGCUUAUUUGAGGUAUGCAUAAACUCUCUAAGCAUGUGUAUGUAUAUGCUGCAACAUGUUUGCAAUGAAUUGAAGGAAUUGCAUAAAUUGUUAUUGCAGCGAUUACAUGCAUCAUUACAAAAUUUAUAUGAUAAAUGUGCAGAGAAUUUGAAAAAACUGUUGGAUAAAAAGAGGCAAGCAGAAGCCGAAGAAAUCAAAUUGAUCAUAAACUUGUUAUGUGCUUUUUAUACAAAUAUGAAUUUCAAAAACAAUGGUUUAAUUUUUGAAAAAACUGAUAAAAUUGGAAAACUGAGUAUUUGUACUAUCAUACAGAAAUUGAUACCAUUUUGUUCAGCGGAUGAUGCAUUUUUAAAUAUGUGUCUCGAAUGCUUGCAUAAUUAUACGGAUCAUUGCUUAUUAGCGUGUAGAGAUAUGACGAAUUCACCUGGAGUAUCUUUUUCACGUCUUGCGGGUCUGUCUACAGAUGACAAUAAAGCUAAGUGCAUGCUUUCAAUGAUUAUUAAUUUAGUUAUACAAAAUAAUACAAAAACACACAAGAAAAGUAUUAUGAAGUUAUUGUUGUCGAUCUUAAAAAACGCUUGCUAUGCAGUGGAAGGCAGAGUAGCAGUUUACAAGAGUGAGGUAUUAUCCCACAUUAAAUCCAAAACACCCAAAAGUUUACCAGACAAUUUUAUAUUGUGGAUAGAUUUUUUGCUGUGUUUUUCCAAAUAUUCUGAAGGACAGCUGAGUAUUGUCAAAAACAACGAGUUAUUAUCCACAUUGAUUGUUUCUUCUGAAAAUAAAUCUAAAUUAAUAAGUAGCAAAUCAUUAGCAAUUUUGAGAAACAUAUCAUUUAAUACUAGCAACAAGAUCGUUCUUCUAAAUUCAAAAACUUAUAUAACGGCCACUAUUGCUGCGUUGCGAAAAAGCGACUUGGAAGAACUAUUGUGCGCUGUUAUAAUUAUAUGGAAUUUAUCAGCAAAUAAUCAAAGAGCGAAAUACGUAAUGAAAUCGCAUAAUGUGCAUGAUCAAAUAAUCGAAAUGAACAUAAAAUUUCAACAUAGAUCAGAAGACUCAGUAUGUUUGAAUAUUCUUAUGGCGCUGCUGAAUGGUUUACAGCGCAUUUUAAAUGUGGGCAAAAAUAGUUAA